Messenger RNA from Ostreococcus lucimarinus CCE9901, 1236 nucleotides. RefSeq lists its product with no specific name. Lineage: Eukaryota; Viridiplantae; Chlorophyta; Mamiellophyceae; Mamiellales; Bathycoccaceae. The transcript has a single exon. The coding region runs from base 1 to 1236 and encodes 411 amino acids. The record is from RefSeq and is a predicted model, not a curated record.
AUGCGCGUGCAGUGGACGCACGGCUACGCGAGCGCGCCGAGCGGGUUCGCGCGGUGCACGCACGGAUUCGGGGAGAUUCUGGCGGGCAUGCAGCCCGCGGCGUGCGAUUUGAUAAUGCGAGAGUGCUUCGAGGCGACGGAGACGCGGAGCGUGCUGGAUCCGUUCGCGGGUGGAGGGACGACGCUGGUGUGCGCGCAGACGCUCGGGUGGCGCGCCGUCGGCGCGGACGUGUCGCCGUUGGCGUGCUUCGUGAGCGCGAAUAGAAAUUGGCGCGCGAGCGAGGAGGAGGUGGAAGUGAUGCUCGAAAGCGCGCGGACGGUGACGGAUCGAGCGGGGACGAGGGAGGAGAAAGACGGAGCGAACGAUGAGGACGCGAGCGACGUCCCGAGAUCUUGGCGGGCGGUUCGGGACGCGUUGAGGGAAUACUUGGCGAGCGAUGCGUUCGUCGGUGCGCCGCGCGUCGCCGAGGGGUUGUGGUUUUGCAUGUCAGUCGCGCUGCAAAGGACGCAAAAGUCUCAAAACAAGCGUCGGCAUAAGGGUAAGAGUAAGGGAAAACGCGGCGGCGGCGGCGACGACGCCUCGCGCGUCAAUGCGGAGACGUUUCUUAAAACUGUCGAGGAAUACGCGAAUCGUUUGGAGCAGUUUCGAGAGGAAUGUGCGAAACAUGCGGGUGCGCCCGCGCCGCCCGCGUCGAUUCACAACGUCGACGUCAGGAAAUUCAAGCUUUCGGCGGAGGACAAAGUCGACGCCGUGUUGACGUCGUGUCCGUACCCGGCGGUGUACGAUUACUUGUCGUUCGCGCGCAAGGUGCGCGCUGGGAGCGGUGCGGUCGUGCCAUCAUCCGCGUCGUUCUCGGCGCGAUCCGGUCCGACGUCCUCGUACGUCAACACCGUCGUUCCGGGAGACAGAAAUUGGCCCGCCGGUUGGACGGAGGGCGAAAUAGGUUCUCGGCGCGCGCUCCGUUCCGAUCCUUACGCCUUCAAGGACGUCUGGCAGCGCGAACAAGAGGAAUGGCUCGCCGUCGUCGCCGAUUCGCUCACCCCUCGCGGUCGCGCCGCGAUCAUGGUCGGCGACGGCGCAAACAUCGACACUCGCGCCUCCAUCGUCGCCGCCGCCGCCAAAUUCGCCCUGCGCGAAGUCGCCGGCUGCACGAUGAAGCUCACGACCACCACGGAGGAGGGCAGGGUGUACAACCAGGCUCGCACCGAGCACUUAAUCCUAUUCGAUCGCGCGUGA